Gadus macrocephalus (Pacific cod) is the source of this 1801-nucleotide messenger RNA. Its product is annotated as taste receptor type 1 member 1-like. Gene Ontology annotation, cellular component: membrane. The record is from RefSeq and is a predicted model, not a curated record. Gene Ontology annotation, biological process: G protein-coupled receptor signaling pathway. The transcript has 2 exons. Gene Ontology annotation, molecular function: G protein-coupled receptor activity. The coding region runs from base 788 to 1618 and encodes 276 amino acids. NCBI's taxonomy places the organism in Eukaryota, Metazoa, Chordata, Actinopteri, Gadiformes, Gadidae.
UUGGUUCGAUUUCAUUGUGACGUAAAGGUUUCGAAAAUAAAAUAACGACAUACACUUUGUGAAAUGUAUGUUUCACUGGAUGUCCCCUACUCUCUGGUCCCUCCCUACGUUUCUCCGCUAUUGAGAAGUGAUGCAUUCAUAGACCUGUGAUUGACAGGCACGAUGGAAUCCUCGAACCAAUCAGGGAAGAGAUGCAGAAAUAAACCAGGGAACCCACAUUCAACCCUAAAUUGAAUCUCACAGAUGAUUCACCAUCCAAUGUUGGAUGGAUGAAUGUCUAUGGCAUUCCUCACAAAUUACACUCAAAUAAUAGCACUUUUAAGGUUUGGCUGCCCAUCUUCUACGGUUUCCUCUUGCAGAAGGUACCCAGGGCAGUGGCCAUCUAUGAAGAAACCGAGACAACAGGAAAAGCCACACAAAUUUAGUACAUGUUUGUUUACUUGUGUGAAAGGAUUUAAGGAAGUUGUUAUAGUCUCCUGCCAGAGAUCUGGUGUGCAGGAUAAGGCUGGACAGUUAAGAAGUUUUAAAAGUUUUGUGGAUUUUAUUUUGACUGUUCUCACAGGUACCUGAAUCAGUGUGCUCUCCUGAAUGUGAUGUUGGAUAUGCAAAAACACCAGAAGGAAUCCACAGAUGUUGCUUUACGUGUGAGAAAUGUAAAAAUGGAACUUAUCUGAACAUCACAGCCGACGCCUAUCGCUGCCAGGAAUGCUCCAUAUCUGAAUGGUCUUUGGCCGGAAGCACAUCCUGCCAGCUCCGCUCGGUGGAGUACAUCCCCUACUCGGACCCCAUGGCCAUCCUGAUCAUUGUUGGCGCCAUGAUUCUGGCGGCGCUCUCGCUGGCCAUCGCCGUUCUCUUCCUCGUCCACCACAACACGCCCGUGGUCAAGUCUGCCGGCGGCCUCAUGUGCUUCAUCAUCCUGGUCUCCCUCGCCCUGUGUACCAUCAGCAUCUUCUUCUACUUCGAAAAGCCGUCCACCGCCAGUUGCAUCCUGAGAUAUCUGCCCUUCGUGUUGUUCUACACCGCCUGUCUGGCGUGCUUCUGGGUUCACGCCUUCCAGAUCGUCUGCGCCUUCAAAAUGGCCGCCAAGUUCCCCAAGUUCUACAGUUUGUAUAUGAAGCACCACGGUCAGUGGUGGCUCAUCGCGCUGCCGGUCCUCCUGCAAGCGGGACUGCUGACGACCGGCUACACCUCCAGCCCUCCCCAUCCGGUCAACCAGACCGACCUGUACCCGGACAAGAUCCUACUCGCUUGUGGAAUCGGUCAUUCUAUCCUCUUCUCCAUGUCGGCCAUCUUGCUCGCCUUCCUGGUCGUCCUCUGUUUCGCUUUGUCCUACAUGGGGAAAGACCUGCCCAAGAACUACAACGAGGCCAAGGCAAUCACCUUCUGCCUGCUGCUGCUCAUCCUCACCUGGGUCUUCUUCCUCACAGAGUACACCAUCUACCACGGCGAGUACAUCCAGACCCUCAACGCCCUGGCCGUGCUCUUCAGCCUAUACGCCAUCCUGGUCUGUUACUUCCUGCCCAAGUGCUACAUCAUCCUCUUCCAGCCCCAGAAUAACACGCCGCACUACUUCCAGGAACUUAUCCAUGAUUAUACCAAACAAAUCAGCAGCCAGUGAAGAGGGUCCCUCUUCAUUCGAAUUCGAAUAUAGUCUAGAAUGUUUUUUGUAUGCUCUGUUUAUUGACACAAGAGGCCGCCCUAGGAACACUGUGUUGUUUGUGUGUAGAGGCUGUGAAUCAAUUGGAUGACAAAACUAGGAUUGCUUAAUUAACUAAUCAGUUAGAGAAUCAGAGGUAUCCAC